GCCAUUCACGAUUUCUCAGCCGGUGCUAUGGAAAACUUUGGUUUAAUUACUUACAGAACUGUUGAUUUAUUAAUUGAUCCAGAGAACACCAAUGUUAAUACCAAGCAAAGAGUAACUGAAGUUGUUAUGCACGAAUUGGCCCAUCAAUGGUUUGGAAAUUUGGUCACCAUGGAUUUCUGGGAUGGUUUAUGGUUAAAUGAAGGGUUUGCCACUUGGAUGUCAUGGUAUGCUUGUGAUUCCUUAUAUCCAGAUUGGAAAGUUUGGGAAUCAUAUGUUUCUGACUCUUUACAACAUGCCUUAACCUUGGAUGCUUUAAGAGCUUCUCACCCUAUUGAAGUUCCUGUCAAGAGAGCCGAUGAAAUCAAUCAAAUCUUUGAUGCUAUUUCCUAUUCCAAAGGUUCGUCUUUGUUGAAGAUGAUCUCCAAAUGGUUGGGAGAAGAUGUAUUCAUCAAGGGUGUAUCUAACUACUUGAAGAAACAUAAAUGGGGAAAUACUCAAACUUCAGACUUGUGGGAAGCUUUAAGUGAUGCUAGUGGUGAAGAUGUUGUUAAAGUUAUGGAUAUUUGGACCAAGAAUGUUGGUUUCCCUGUUGUUACUGUUAAAGAAGGCGCUGGUGGUUCAAUCACUAUUACCCAAAACCGUUUCUUAGCCACUGGUGAUGUUAAGCCAGAAGAAGAUACCGUGUUGUACCCUGUUUUCUUGGGAUUAAAAACCACAAGCGGUACUGGCCCUUCAUAUACCUUAAAUGACAGAUCACUCACUUUUGAGAUUAAUACCAGUGACGAUUUCUUCAAACUUAACGCUGACCAAGCUGGUAUUUAUCGUACUGCUUAUGAACCUUCUCGUUGGACCAAGUUAGGAAAGGCUGGUGUUGAAGGUAAACUUUCAGUCGAAGACCGUGUUGGUUUGGUUGCAGACGCUGGUUCAUUAGCCUCUUCUGGGUUUAUUGACACUUCAAGUUUGUUAGACUUGGUCAAGUCCUGGUCUAAAGAAUCAAACUAUGUAGUUUGGGAUGAAAUCUUGACUAGAAUCGGAUCCAUCAAGGCUGCCUUCAUGUUUGAAGAUGAAGCUACCAAGGAAGCAUUGAAGGUUUUCACAAGAGAUUUAAUUGGUGGAAAAUUGAGCCAAAUCGGAUGGGAGUUCUCUGAUAAUGACACAUUUGCAGCUCAACAAUUGAAAUCCUCCUUGUUUGCAUCCGCUGCCAAUGCUGACGAACCAAACACUGUUGCAUUCGCCAAGAAGGCAUUUGCUGAAUUUGUUGCUGGUGAUAAGAAAGCUAUUCAUCCAAACUUGAGAGCUUCUAUUUUCAAUGUUGUUGCCAAGAAUGGUGAUUUGUCAACUUUUGAUCAAUUAUUCAAUAUCUACAGAAACCCACAAUCAGUGGAAGAAAAGAUUGCUGCCUUAAGAGCAUUUGGUAGAUUCGAAAAUGAUGAAGUUAUGGAAAAAGUCACCGGAUUGUUGUUACAAACUGAUAUUAUCAAACAACAAGAUAUUUACAUCCCAAUGCAAGGUUUAAGAGCUCAUAGAGCUGGUAUCGAAAAGUUAUGGGCUUGGUUAACUGUCAACUGGGACCGUGUAUAUGAAUUAUUACCACCAGGUUUAUCUAUGUUGGGUUCAAUUGUUACCCUUGCCACCUCAGGAUUCACUAGACCAGAACAAAAGAAGGAAGUUGAAGAAUUCUUUGCCACCAAGAACACCAAGGGUUAUGACCAAGGGUUAGCUCAAUCCUUAGACAUUAUUACUGCCAAGGGUAAGUGGGCUCAACGUGAGGCUGAAUCUAUUUACAAGUGGCUCGAACAAAACGGUUACACCAAGUAAAUAUAAUGUUUAUUUUUAUCGACUAUAAACAAUCUUUUUUAUUUAUAAAUGUACCUGAACUUCUCUGAAAAUGAAUGCAAUGUGAAACAGUCUACUGGCUAAGAUAUCUUUUUCUAAAAUGCUAUUUUCUGUUUGCAUAUCUCUUCCAACCUUUAUCAAUACUGGCUGUUUAUCAGAUUCAGUGAAAGAACAAUUAUUGACGUAAUAUCUAACCAAAUCAUGUUCCUGUAUCACUUCUCCAUGCAACACAAUGCAUGAGAAAUCCGAUAAUAUACCUUUUCUUGAUAAUAACUGAAACCUUGACUCAUUAAGCAAACAGUGGUUAAUUACAAAUUCGAGAAAUAACUGACCGGCUUUUCUCAUAUAAGAAGUGAAGCAUGUUAAUUCAAAUUCCUUGGCAUUUGGUCUUGAGUUUCCAUGAAAGGAUCUAACACCAACGCUUGCAAUCACACGGCUGAGAACAUUGUUAUCUAAUUCAAAAUCAUCAGAGACAACCAGUACUUUGACCUCCGAAUUCAAUUUGUCUAAAUUGAAUAAUGGAUAGUAUCGCUCAGGUAUAUCACAAUGGAAACAGUCUUCAAAUGUAGUAGCUUCAUGGGAAAAAUCUCGUAUGUAUCCAUCAUCUUGCUUUAAUUGGUCAAACGUUUGUUUUGAUCCUAGUAAAAUGUAUAAACAGAUUUCGUCUUUCAAGUCGAUUGAAAGAUCACUUAGAAUAGAAUCAACUUUUUUUAUGCGGGACGAUUUGAUAAUUCCAUAUUUGAAUCUUGGCUUAUCGUAGGAACGAUUAAUAAGGUUUCUCAACCCUUCGAACUUGGCAGAACCUCCUGAAUGAAUCCAGCUAUAUGGUAAUAUUAGUACCUCAAAUACCAUCCUGAU
Spathaspora passalidarum NRRL Y-27907 is the source of this 2694-nucleotide messenger RNA. It is a transcript of the gene APE2, whose product is annotated as metallo-aminopeptidase. Gene Ontology annotation, biological process: peptide catabolic process; proteolysis. Gene Ontology annotation, cellular component: cytoplasm. The record is from RefSeq and is a predicted model, not a curated record. Gene Ontology annotation, molecular function: peptide binding; zinc ion binding; metalloaminopeptidase activity. The coding region runs from base 169 to 1818 and encodes 549 amino acids. The transcript has a single exon. Lineage: Eukaryota; Fungi; Ascomycota; Pichiomycetes; Serinales; Debaryomycetaceae.